CUCGGAUCCGGGCCGGCGAGCUUAGUACUGCGGUUUGUCAAAGGCCAGUUUGUUGAAUUUGUGGAAUCCACCAUCGGCGCUGCCUUCUUUUCUCAUACUUUGGCCGUAAAUGAUGCUACUGUGAAGUUUGAGAUCUGGGAUACAGCUGGCCAAGAGCGAUACCACAGCUUGGCUCCCAUGUACUAUGGAGGAGCUGCCGCGGCAAUCAUUGUGUAUGAGAUGACAAACCUAGAUAGUUUUACUUGGAAUAAAAAAUGGCUAAUUUGGCUCGAGAAAUUAGUAGGCCCAUCUUUGGUCGCGCUUUUGGGACUUAAGUUAGUUGUACGGACAAGUGAAGAUAAGAGGCCGACUACCGCACAUGAAGUGCAAACAUAUGCCCAAGAACACGGUCUCUUCUUUAUGGAAACGUCUGCAAAAACUGCUGCAAAUGUCAAUGACAUUUUCUAUGAAAUAGCUAAGAGACUACCCAGAGUUCAGCCUGCACCGAACCCGUCGGGAAUGGUUCUCAUGGACAGACCCGCCGAAAGGACGGCGGCCGCAUCGUGUUGUUCUUAAAGUAGCCCUCGUCUGUGCUUUCUGUAAAAGCCCUUGACUCCUCCCAAAAUGCAUGAUGAAUUUUCGUCACUCUGAAGUUAUCUCUGCCGAAUUAUCGGGCGGAAAUGUACAUGCGAUGUCAAUUUAGGCCCC
Molecule: messenger RNA, 687 nt
Organism: Eucalyptus grandis
Lineage: Eukaryota; Viridiplantae; Streptophyta; Magnoliopsida; Myrtales; Myrtaceae
Product: ras-related protein RHN1-like
Exons: 9
Molecular function (GO): GTPase activity; GTP binding
Source: RefSeq, a predicted model, not a curated record